UCAUUAUACCAAAACUUAUAAGUUUCUCUAAUAAAUUCAAUUCAUUGGGCUAUUCAGUUCAAGUAUUUAAUAGCUCUCUUUUUCCAAAUGUAUUUGUUUAUAAUUCUAUGAUUGAGUGUUUCUUAUGGAAAAACUAUAAGAAAGAUGCUUUUUUUGUUUAUAAUUCUAUGAGGGUUUCACCUAAUAAUUUCACAUUUACAUUUCUUUUUAAGUCAUGUCAGUCUUAUGAUGAUUUUGAAACUGGGAGAGUGUUACAUGCCCAUGUUGUGAAAUUUGGGUUUGGGGGUCAUGUUUUUGUUCAGAAUACUGUUUUGGAUUUCUACUCUAAGUGUAGUGAGGAUGUGAGUAGUGCAUUGAAGGUGUUUGAAGAAAUGAGUGAAAGAGAUGUUGUUUCUUGGAAUUCUAUGAUUUGUGCUUAUAUGAAUCAUGGUGAGAUUAAGUUGGCAAUUGAGUUGUUUAAAUCUAUGGAAGAGAGAAAUGCUGUUUCAUGGAAUUUGGUUAUUAGUGGUUUGGCCAAGAGAGGAGACAUGGAGUCGGCAAGGUUGUUGUUUGAAGAGAUGAUAACUUGGAAUGCUGUGACGAAGAAUGCAAGGUUGGGUCUUGAUAAUGAAGUAGCUUGGAAUGCUAUGAUUUCUGGUUAUAUGAGGAAUUGUGAUGUGAAGAACGCAAGGUUGAUUUGUGAUCAAAUGCCGGUGAAAUCUGUAGUGUCUUGUACUGCUAUGAUUUCAGGAUACGCAAAAGUUGGUGAUGUUGGAGAAAUGAAAAGACUUUUCUAUUCAAUGCCAGUCAAGAAUAUCAUUACUUGGAAUGCGAUGAUUGCGGGUUUCGUUCAGAAUCAUAAAUUUGAUCAAGCAUUGGAUGUUUUUCAUAGAAUGUUGAUGUUUGGUGAAUAUAAGCCGGACGAGACUACUCUAUUGAGUGUUCUCUCUGCCUGUAGUCACCUAGGUGCUCAUGAACAAGGAAAAUGGAUCAAGUCUUAUAUUCAAAAGCGGGAUGUUGAAAUUUCUACUAUAUUAGGCAAUGCCUUGAUAGACAUGCUUGCAAAAUGUGGUGAUCUUGAAAGUGCAAUGUCAAUGUUCAAUCAGAUGAGAAAGAAGUGCAUUAUCACAUGGACAUCAAUGGUUGCAGGCUUAGCCUUUAAUGGGCAGUGUAAAGAAGCUUUAGCUCUCUUCGAUGAGAUGUGUAUGGAAAGAAUACAACCAGAUGAUGUCAUCUUCAUUGCUGUUCUCUCCGCUUGUACUCAUGGAGGACUGGUUGAAGAAGGAAAACGGGUUUUUAGUCAAAUGGUGAAACAGUUUAACAUUGUUCCUCGAAUUGAGCAUUAUGGAUGCAUGAUCGAUCUUCUUAGUCGAGUGGGGAAAUUAGAGGAAGCAUACAUGUUAAUAAAGAGUAUGUCAAUGAGGCCAAAUGCGGUUAUUUGGGCUACAUUACUUGGUUUUUGUAAGUUGUAUGGACAAAGAGAGAUGUUAGAGGUUAUGAAAAAGUAGAUCCUCGAACUGGAGCCUUCCAAUCCUGAUUAUUUGAUGCUGAUUUCAAAUUUAAAUGCAUCGAUCGGCCAGUGGGAGGAUGUUUUAAGUGUUAGAGCAGCAAUGAAGAAGGAAGGUAUUGAGAAAGUUCCCGGUAGUAGCUCAAUUCAAGUGGAAAAUAAAGUUCAUGAGUUUCUGGUUAAGGACACCAAACAUGAAAACAGGAUGGAGAUCUUUGAAACUUUAGAUUCUCUCUAUGAUCAGUUAAAAACAAUUGGAAUUAUGGAAAAGAGAGACUAUGUGCAUCUUGGUAUGCCAAAAUUUGCAGGGUUCAUAUGAGGAUUUCUGGAGCAUAUAGAUGGUAUUAAAAGUUGUUGUUCAGCUGCUUCAUACCGUAGAGGCGAAGAAAUUUGUCACGAAAAAAACAGCAUAUGGGGUAAAAUUGGUUAGGGAAAAAUUUCUGUGAAAUUUUCCUCAGAAACAUCAGUCACGAAUGCUAAUCAAGGGGGCUCCAUGGUUUAGAAGACAAGUUUACUGAAGACGUGGGAACUUCAAGGUAGACCUAAAAGAACUGCCAGUCUGCCACACAGCUGACCGAGGAUGUUGAGACGUUGGCCCGAAAACUACAUACUUCUAGUGAAGGCCUUCAGCUCUUUCUUUCGCCGUAACCAGUGGGCACUUUUCUACGUCAAACAAUGUCCUUGAUUCUUGAAUGGCCCAUGACAGAUGUCUGCUCAUCAUCUUCGACGUUUCCAACAAGAUGCUCUGCCAAGGAGUGAAACUUUGUAAUCACGCCUUUAAUAUGUGUCAAAAUGAGACUCAACUGUGUAUGGUUUAUUUGCGGAUGUGAUCCAAAGCACCGGGAGUAAUAGUCAGAAUCAAUUACUACAUGGGCACAGUUUGAAGCAUGUCAACUAAAUGAGACUCACCGGAAUUCCAUGGUUCACCAAUCGAAAGAAACCCCAUGUCCCCGCUGCACGUCGAACUUCAUCAAUAACUUCCUCGCAUCGCCGAUGUUCAUUUUGAUCCACGCUUUUCAUAUCAAUCACAGGAAUCUCAAAAUUGCUGCUUUCCUGUUCAGUAUGAUUUAACUCUUCAGCGAGCUCAUCCAGUGGUCGUACGAACAUGCGAGGGAUCUUUACAAUUCCAGCAUCAACUAUUCCUUUCACACCAGCUUUUGAUUCUUCAAAGGCCUUCAGUUCUUUGAGACGAUCAUAGGAAGGCUGCUGUUCUCCAGCUCUAGUAAUCUCCAUAGCCUGAUGGCCGAUUCUUGUCCUCCGGAUCAAGCCAUCCGUAUCAACCAACAAGAUCAGUUCUCUGGGAGUGAUUGAUAAGAAAGGGGAAAGGCUUCUGACUUAAAUAUCUGAUUGCACACAGAAAAAGUCUACUGAAGAGUGCUAACCAAGAGUGCUCCAUGGUUUAGUAGACAAGUUUACUUAAGACGUGGAAACUUCAAGGUAGACCUAAAAGAAGAAAAAGUCUGCCACACAGCUGAGCUGACCGAGGUUGUUGACAUGCUGGCCCGUACACUACAUACUUCUAAUGAAGGCCUUCAGCUCUUUCUUUCAGUCAUAACUAGCAGGGACUUCUUUACAUCAAACAAUGUCUAUGUUUGAUGAUUCUAGAAUGGUCCAUAUCAGAUGUUAACUCAUCAACUUCAACGUCUUCCUGGAGAUGCUCUGCUAUGGAGUGAAAUUUGGUAAUCCUGCCUUUUAAGUGUUGAUGAUUUGUUUGAGGAUGUGAUCCAAAGCACAAGGAGUAAUUAUCAAAAUAAAUUGCUACAUGGACACACUUUGAAGGUAAAGGAAUUCCAUGGUUCACCAAUCGGAAGAAACCCCAUGUCCCCGAUGCACGUCGAACUUCAUCAAUAAUUUCCUUUCGUCUGCUAUGGUCAUCCUGAUCCAGGCUUUCCAUAUCAAUCACAGG
This is a messenger RNA of Papaver somniferum (opium poppy), 3392 nucleotides long. RefSeq names its product pentatricopeptide repeat-containing protein At3g21470-like. Gene Ontology annotation, biological process: RNA modification. The record is from RefSeq and is a predicted model, not a curated record. Gene Ontology annotation, molecular function: protein binding; RNA binding. The transcript has 6 exons. NCBI's taxonomy places the organism in Eukaryota, Viridiplantae, Streptophyta, Magnoliopsida, Ranunculales, Papaveraceae. The coding region runs from base 108 to 1487 and encodes 459 amino acids.